Pseudopodoces humilis (Tibetan ground-tit) is the source of this 906-nucleotide messenger RNA. Its product is annotated as olfactory receptor 4S2-like. Lineage: Eukaryota; Metazoa; Chordata; Aves; Passeriformes; Paridae. Gene Ontology annotation, biological process: G protein-coupled receptor signaling pathway. Gene Ontology annotation, cellular component: membrane. The record is from RefSeq and is a predicted model, not a curated record. Gene Ontology annotation, molecular function: G protein-coupled receptor activity; olfactory receptor activity.
AUGAAGGAAUUCAUCCUCCUGGGCCUCUCAGAGAACCAAGGAGUGCAGAAAAUAUAUUUUGUGUUGUUCCUGAUUUUCUACAUUCUCACAGUGUCAGGAAAUUUCCUCAUAGUUCUCACUGUGAAGAGCAGCCAGCACCUGAACUCCCCCAUGUACUUCUUUCUCUGCCACCUGUCCUUUGUAGAUGUUUGUUACUCCUCUGUCACAGCUCCCCAAAUGAUUUCUGGCUUCCUGGUGGAAAAUAACACCAUUUCCUUUGCAGGCUGCAUAGGGCAGCUCUUUGGGCUUCAUUUUUUUGGCUGCACAGAGACUUUCAUCCUGACAGCCAUGGCCUACGACCGCUACGUGGCCAUCUGCCGGCCCCUGCGCUACCCCGUUCUCAUGUCCCACCGCCUGUGCGGCCGUAUGGUGGGGGUCUCCUGGGCAGGGGGCUUCCUGCAUUCCACUCUCCAGACCCUGCCCUGCUUCUUUCUGUGGCCCAAAGUCCCCCACUACUUCUGUGAUGUCUGUCCCCUGCUCCACCUGGCCUGUGCCGACACGCAUGCCGAGGGCCUGGCCGCGGUGGCCAACAGCGGAGUCAUAUCCCUGAGCUGCUUCCUCAUCCUGGUCACGUCCUACGUGGUCAUCCUGGUUUCCCUGAGGGGCCAAACGCUGGUGGGGUGGCACAAGGUCCUGUCCACGUGUGGGUCCCACGUCACUGUGGUGAUCCUGUUCCUUGGGCCCAGCACUUUUGUUUACAUCCGCCCAUCCAGUGACCUGUCCAAGGACAGGAGCGUGGCCUUGUUCUACACGCUCAUCCCACCCAUGCUCAAUCCCCUCAUCUACACCCUCCGGAAUAGGGAGGUGAAGGGAGCCAUGAGGAAACUGUGCAGGAGGAGAGUGGGAAGCGAAAAUGGGAAGGGGUAG